UGUUUUUUUUAACAAAAAUCAUAUUUUUUCAGAUACAAUGAUUGAAAGAAAACUAUUAUUACAAAUAAUAAUCAAAUCGAAAAGUGUUCUCAGGCGAAGUUCUCACACAGGUUUAAGAAGUGUGGGGGGCACUGCUGUUGUUACCCCCGUAUACUCUAAAGCACUCCACUUUGGAGACAGGGUUGCCAUUAUUGAUGAAUCAGGAUCUUACAGUUACAACAACCUAUAUGGAAGAGCAAAGAAGUUAGCUGAAACUAUAGAGAAGGAAGUUCCAGGUCCUGGAUCUAAAAUCACAUUUCUGUCCCCGAACUCGUCAGAAUAUAUAGUUGCACAGUGGGCAAUAUGGAUGGCCGGAGGGGUUGCUGUUCCACUUUGUAAAUCUCAUCCUUUACCCUCACUUAGGUAUUAUGUUGAAGACAGUGGGUCAGUGAUUACCCUUGCUACUCCAGAUCUGGCAGAAAAACUGUAUCCACUAGAAAACAAAGUGAUUGAAUAUUUUUCCACAAAUGAGACGAAAUCAGAUGUUCUCCCUGCCCCUGCCCCAGUUAAACUUUUCUCUUCCUCUCCUGCAAUGAUACUGUAUACAAGUGGCACAACAGGGCCUCCAAAGGGUGUAGUGCUAAGCCAUGGAAACCUGGAGAGUCAGGCCAAUUGUCUUAUUUCUUCGUGGAGAUGGGUUGAAAGUGACAAGAUCUUGCAUGUUCUACCCUUACAUCAUACUCAUGGAAUAGUGAAUUGUCUGUUAUGUCCACUAAAUGUUGGAGCCAGUAUUCAGAUGCUUCCUGGUUUUGAUGCUGCAAGGGUGUGGUCGGCUCUUGUCAACAAUGAGGUUAAUAUUUUUAUGGCUGUUCCAACCAUCUACGCCAAGCUGAUUGAAUAUUUCGAUAAAACAAACAUGUCCAGCUCUACAGUUACCAAUGCAUGCAAGGGUAUUAGGUUGAUGGUAAGUGGUUCUGCAGCUCUACCUACACCAGUCCUUGAGAGAUGGAAGGAAAUAACUGGACACACACUUCUUGAAAGGUAUGGAAUGACUGAAAUUGGCAUGGCGCUCUCCAAUCCUCUUGAUGGAGUUCGAGUUCCUGGAGCCGUUGGGAGUCCUCUUCCAGGAGUAUCAGCUCGAAUAGUUAGCUGGGAUAAAAAUGGAAAUGAGAAGGUCCUGGUUGAAGGAGAACAUGGGUUUGUUUCAUCAGAGAACAGUGAACCAGGGGAACUGCUGAUCAGGGGUCCUAAUGUAUUCCAAGAGUACCUAAACAAACCGGAAGCAACAAAGAAGGAAUUUACAGAGUCAGGAUGGUUUAAGACAGGGGAUACAUGUAAGGUUGAGAACGGUGUAUUCAGAAUCCUUGGAAGAACCAGUGUUGAUAUCAUUAAGUCUGGUGGAUAUAAAAUAUCUGCUCUUGAUAUAGAACGUAUCUUGCUUACUCAUCCACGUAUACAGGAUGUUGCUGUUGUUGGAGUUCCAGACCCAACCUGGGGGGAGAAGGUUGGGGCUGUUGUUGUAGUUUCACAAGGUCAACAGCUUACACUGCAACAACUUAGGUAAACACUAGAUGUUGUU
Molecule: messenger RNA, 1558 nt
Organism: Eurytemora carolleeae
Lineage: Eukaryota; Metazoa; Arthropoda; Copepoda; Calanoida; Temoridae
Product: acyl-CoA synthetase family member 3, mitochondrial
Exons: 18
Coding region: 38-1543 (501 amino acids)
Biological process (GO): fatty acid metabolic process
Molecular function (GO): medium-chain fatty acid-CoA ligase activity
Source: RefSeq, a predicted model, not a curated record